Messenger RNA from Staurois parvus, 636 nucleotides. NCBI's taxonomy places the organism in Eukaryota, Metazoa, Chordata, Amphibia, Anura, Ranidae. The record is from the annotation of a GenBank genome assembly.
AUUGUUUCUUCCACAGGCCAGAACGCCAUUGUGAUCGUCGCUGGGGCCAACCUACUUCUGGAUUCCGAAGACUUGGCCAAGGCCUCUAAGGCUAUUUGUGGUGCCAAGGUGAUGGUGUGUCAGCUGGAGAUAAGUCCACAGGUGUCCUUGGAAGCUUUAAAAAUGGCGCGCAAUAGUGGAGUGAAGACGAUCUUCAACCCGGCGCCGGCCGUCGCGGACCUGGACGCGCAAUUCUUCACCCACUCCGACAUCUUCUGCUGUAAUGAGAGCGAGGCGGAGAUCCUAACGGGAAUUUCGGUGAGCAGCCGCGAUGAUGCAGGAAGGGCCGGCCGUGCACUGCUGGAGCGCGGGUGUCACCUGGUCCUGGUGACACUGGGAGGGGAAGGAUGUGUGAUUGUCUCCAAGGAUGACCCGCCCCAGAAGCACAUCGCCACCAACACAGUCCCUGCCGUGGACACAACGGGGGCCGGAGACAGCUUUAUUGGGGCGUUGGCCUUCUACCUCGCCCAGGAUCCUCAUCUCAGCAUCGAAGAAAUGGUGAAGAGGUCAAACCACAUUGCGUCAGUGAGCGUCCAGUCCGCAGGAACGCAGACAUCCUAUCCGUCCAGGAAGGACCUUCCUCAGGAUAUCUUCUAG